AGGUGUGAACUCGGACACUUCUAACCAGUUCUGAGCGCGAACCCACCUCAGCACCACGCUGUUUGUUCUCUCACUGAGUGUUUGUGUGCUUUGUCCGCGCAGUGUUUGUUCACCGCCAUGGUCAACAUCGACUGUACAUUGUGACUCCGAGAUCUGCGAAGAUUUCGAGGACUUGUGACUUCGGCUGAUGAUACAGCGAUAUUGUUGAAGAAAGAAGAUGCCUCGGCCUUGUCGCGAGUCUUACGGGGACCAGAAACCUCCGUUUUCUUACAUCUCCCUGACGGCGAUGGCCAUCUGGAGUUCUCCGGACAAAAUGCUCCCGCUGUCCGAGAUCUACCGUUUCAUCAGCGACCGCUUCCCGUACUACCGCCACAACACCCAGCGCUGGCAGAAUUCCCUCCGUCACAACUUGUCCUUCAACGACUGUUUCGUCAAGAUCCCGCGACGACCGGACCGCCCCGGCAAGGGGGCCUACUGGGCGCUCCAUCCUGCCGCCUUGGACAUGUUCGAGAACGGCUCUCUUCUGAGAAGAAGGAAACGUUUCAAGCUGAUGAAGUCCGACAAAGACAGGUUAGAAAAUGAACUGGCCGCUCUGGCAAAUAUGAACAGAUUCUUGUUCGCUCCUCCUCCGGCGCCUCCUCAACCUCUUCCGCCGCCGCCGCCACCGACGAUCCCGGUGGAGCCUCUACCUCCUGUAACCACCCUGACGUCGGUCGUCUCGGAGCCUCCCCCGAGGCCUAAGAGAGCCUUCACCAUCGAGAGCCUCAUCUCCCCCGACAAGCCUCGUAGUCCGCCACCCCCGACGAUACCUCAGCCUCCGGCGCCUUGCUACGUUCCUCCACCCCCGAUUCACCACCCCCAGCUGGUACUGCUGCCGCCCCCGCCCUACUUUCAUCCGCCACAACACGUCUUCAGAUUCAGCCCCACGCUGCGGGCCGUCUGACAUUAGAAUAAGCCGGUUUUGUAAGUAUGUAAUUUAUUCAAUGUAUAGUGUAAGUAGGAACGGAAAGUCAUUACCUCGAUGUAAUUAUAAUUUCAUCUCCAAGGGUCAAGUAAAGAAAAUUGCAUUUUAUAUGACAAUUUCUAUCAUUUCAUAAAUAUAAAGAUUGCACCUAAUGUUUUCUGGACUGUACAUUAACUGAUUCUUGAUAUUGAUCGGCUAAGUAAACAAUGUGUAUUUAAUUACAAGGAUCUGUUAAGUAAAGUAUAUUCUCAACUAUCAUCAAAGAAUACUUAAAAAAUAGGCUAACCUCACAAUAUUGUAGUGUUUGAAAUUUAUUGUUAAGAUGAACCAAUAUUGGUGUUUUCAAAUUGAAUGAAUAGUUUUUAAGUUAGUCUAUAUCCAUUAUUAAUUAAUUAUGGCCUAAA
Messenger RNA from Homalodisca vitripennis (glassy-winged sharpshooter), 1368 nucleotides. Its product is annotated as fork head domain-containing protein FD4-like. Gene Ontology annotation, biological process: cell differentiation; anatomical structure morphogenesis; regulation of transcription by RNA polymerase II. The coding region runs from base 218 to 943 and encodes 241 amino acids. NCBI's taxonomy places the organism in Eukaryota, Metazoa, Arthropoda, Insecta, Hemiptera, Cicadellidae. The record is from RefSeq and is a predicted model, not a curated record. The transcript has a single exon. Gene Ontology annotation, molecular function: DNA-binding transcription factor activity, RNA polymerase II-specific; RNA polymerase II cis-regulatory region sequence-specific DNA binding.